ACGCGUUUGUCGUCACCAAAGAUGGCGGCGAACUGUGCUCGUGUUGUCGGUUCGUUAUUGGGGAAAAGUGUACAUUUCGCCUCGUCUACAAGGCCAGUGACACUGCGGUUCUGCCGACAGAUAUGCGGGACCCCUGCCCUCCGCAGGAAGAACCUGGGGGCCGCAGGGCCGGAGAAGUUCACCGCAGAGUUCAUCCAGAAGCAGGUGGAGGAGUUUGAGAUCGGGAAGCGGCACCUGGCCAACAUGAUGGGAGAGGAUCCCGAGAACUUCACUCAGGAGGACAUAGACAGGAGCAUCGCCUACCUCUUCCCCUCUGGCCUGUUUGAGAAGAGAGCUCGGCCCCUCAUGAAGCAUCCCGUUGAGAUCUUUCCAAAGCAGAGAGCGGUGCAGUGGGGACCAGAUGGACGGCCUUUCCACUUCCUGUUCUACACCGGCAAACAGUACUACUAUUCCCUCAUGCAUGAUCUGUACGGCAGAGUUCUGAAGGUGGAGAAGCACCAGGACCAGCUGAGAGCCAAAGGACUGUUCCCGACUGAGCCCAAGCAGAUCGCUCUGGGAACCAGCAGGUGGCUGACCAAGGAGGAGCUGGAGGCGCGGCUGGUGGAGCCCAUCUCCAGUCAGGACUACGAGUGCUUCAUCCAGCUGAUGGAGCGCCUGCUGGCCAUGCCCUGCUGCAGCCUGGAGCAGCAGUUCGUUAUGAGCCACCGCCAGCAGCUGGAGGCCCAGUCCAUGCAUCAGGUGGUGCCACCGCUGCAGAAGGACGACGCCGGGGUGGACUUCAGCACCGCAGAGGGCAGGAGGAAGACAUCCAGGGGAUCUGUGGUGGUUCGUGACUGCGGCGCAGGACGCCUCACCGUCAACGGUCAAGACUACCUGCACUACUUCCCUGUGCUGCAGGACAGGGAGCAGCUGAUGUUCCCGCUGCAGUUCUGCGGCCUGCUUGGCCGUUUCAACCUGGACUGCUCCGUGAGCGGCGGUGGCAGAUCCAGCCAGGCGGGGGCGCUGCGGCUCGCCAUCUCCCGGGCGCUGCUCAGCUUCCUGCCGCAGAGCGAAGGAGAGGCCAUGAGGCAAGCUGGUCUGCUGACCCCUGACCCCCGGGUUAGAGAGAGGAAGAAGCCCGGACAGGAGGGAGCGCGGCGCAAGUUCACCUGGAAGAAACGCUGAGAAUCCUCCGUCCCAGCUGCUGCAGUGACAUUAUCUGUCCACUAGAUGGAGACAGGCUGUAAAAUAUGAACAUUUUUCCUGUUGUGAUGAAAUAAAUUAAAGAUUUUCUUAUAAAAACAAAGCGUGCAUGUCA
This is a messenger RNA of Xiphophorus hellerii (green swordtail), 1297 nucleotides long. RefSeq names its product mitochondrial ribosomal protein S9 (gene mrps9). Lineage: Eukaryota; Metazoa; Chordata; Actinopteri; Cyprinodontiformes; Poeciliidae. The transcript has 11 exons. Gene Ontology annotation, molecular function: structural constituent of ribosome; RNA binding. Gene Ontology annotation, biological process: translation. Gene Ontology annotation, cellular component: mitochondrial small ribosomal subunit; ribosome. Bases 22 to 1164 code for a protein of 380 amino acids. The record is from RefSeq and is a predicted model, not a curated record.